This is a messenger RNA of Suncus etruscus (white-toothed pygmy shrew), 2423 nucleotides long. RefSeq names its product annexin A6 (gene ANXA6). The transcript is spliced from 25 exons. The coding region runs from base 84 to 2087 and encodes 667 amino acids. Gene Ontology annotation, cellular component: cytoplasm; focal adhesion. Gene Ontology annotation, biological process: growth plate cartilage chondrocyte differentiation; regulation of muscle contraction; neural crest cell migration. Lineage: Eukaryota; Metazoa; Chordata; Mammalia; Eulipotyphla; Soricidae. Gene Ontology annotation, molecular function: phosphatidylserine binding; chondroitin sulfate binding; calcium channel activity. The record is from RefSeq and is a predicted model, not a curated record.
UGCCGCCGCCUCCGCAGCCUGGCUAACGGGUUCAGCAGCUCCAGCCGCCGGUGAGGGAUUCUUGUGCCACAGAACCGGACACCAUGGCUAAGACCGUGCAGGGUGCUCGGUACCGCGGCUCUGUCCAUGAUUUCCCUGACUUCGAUGCGGGCCAAGACGCUGAGGCUCUCUACACAGCCAUGAAGGGUUUCGGUAGCGACAAGGAGGCCAUCCUGGAGCUCAUCACCUCCCGCAGCAACAGGCAGAGGCAGGAGAUCUGUCAGAGCUACAAGUCCCUCUAUGGCAAGGACCUCAUUGCUGACCUCAAGUACGAGCUGACGGGCAAGUUCGAGCGGCUGAUUGUGGGGCUCAUGCGGCCCCUUGCCUACUGCGACGCCAAGGAGAUCAAGGACGCCGUGUCGGGUGCUGGCACUGAUGAGAAGUGUCUCAUUGAAAUCCUGGCCUCACGCACCAACCAGCAGAUCCACGAGCUGGUGGCAGCCUACAAGGACGCCUACGAAAGGGACCUGGAAGCUGACAUCACGGGGGACACAUCGGGGCACUUUCAGAAGAUGCUGGUGGUGCUACUUCAGGGUACCCGGGAGGAGGACGACGUGGUCAUCGAGGAGCUGGUUCAGCAGGAUGUGCAGGACCUGUAUGAGGCAGGAGAGCUCAAGUGGGGGACAGAUGAGGCCCAGUUCAUCUACAUCCUGGGGAACCGAAGCAAACAGCACCUGAGACUAGUGUUCGAUGAAUACCUGAAGACCACCGGGAAGCCCAUCGAGGCCAGCAUCCGUGGAGAGCUGUCCGGGGACUUUGAGAAGCUGAUGCUGGCUGUGGUGAAAUGUGUUCGCAGCACCCCUGAGUAUUUUGCUGAGCGGCUCUUCAAGGCUAUGAAGGGCUUGGGCACUCGGGACAACACCCUGAUCCGCAUCAUGGUGACACGCAGCGAGCUGGACAUGAUGGAUAUCCGCGAGAUCUUCCGGACCAAGUACGAGAAGUCCCUCUACAGCAUGAUCAAGAACGACACUUCCGGUGACUACAAGCGGGCUCUGCUGAAGCUGUGCGGGGGUGAUGACGAUGCUGCCGGCCAGUUCUUCCCAGAGGCUGCUCAGGUGGCCUACCAGAUGUGGGAACUUAGCGCAGUGUCCAGAGUCGAGCUAAAAGGGACCGUCAGGCCUGCAGGAGACUUUGACCCGGAUGCGGACGCCAAGGCUCUUCGCAAGGCUAUGAAGGGGCUCGGGACUGAUGAGGAAACCAUCAUCAACAUUAUCACACGCCGCAGCAACGCCCAGAGGCAACAGCUACGCCAGACAUUCAAGUCCCACUUUGGCAGGGACCUGAUGGCCGACCUGAAGUCUGAGAUUUCCGGGGACCUGGCCCGGCUGAUUCUGGGGCUCAUGAUGACCCCAGCCCACUACGACGCCAAACAGCUGAAAAAGGCCAUGGAGGGUGCCGGCACGGAUGAGAAGACCCUCAUCGAGAUUCUGACUACUCGCAACAACGAGGAGAUCCGGGCCAUCAACGAGGCAUACAAGGAGGACUAUCACAAGUCCCUGGAGGACGCCCUGAGCUCGGACACCUCCGGCCACUUCAGGAGGAUUCUCAUCUCUUUGGCGACGGGCAACCGUGAAGAAGGAGGAGAAGAUCGGGACCAGGCCCGAGAGGAUGCCCAGGAAAUCGCCGACACCACCAGCGGGGACAAGGAGUCCCUAGAGACACGCUUCAUGACCAUCCUGUGCACGAAGAGUCACCAGCACCUCCGGCGAGUCUUUCAGGAAUUUGUCAAGAAAACCAACUACGACGUAGAACAUGUCAUCAAGAAGGAGAUGUCGGGGGAUGUCAGAGAUGCCUUUGUGGCCAUCGUGCGGAGUGUCCGGAACAAGCCUCUCUUCUUCGCGGACAAGCUCUACAAGUCCAUGAAGGGAGCGGGCACCGAUGAGAAGACGCUGACCCGCAUCAUGGUGUCCCGCAGCGAGAUUGACCUUUUGAAUAUUCGUCGAGAGUUCCUAGACAAGUACGACAAGUCCUUGCACCAGACCAUUGAGGGUGACACCUCUGGGGACUUCUGCAAGGCCUUGCUGGCCAUCUGUGGAGGUGACGACUAGCCUCUGGCCUGGCUUUGGCAGUGCCUCUGCCAAGAAGGGGUCAUGGUGGCCCCAUCCCCAUCUGAGACCAGGGAGGAGGCAUCUCCAUGGGGUUCAGGACAGCCCCCUACCCCCACCACUUCUGCUCACGCCUGGGCUGCCAUACAGCUGUUCCCAGAGCCCACGUCCACCCUGGUCUCCGUGGUGCUCCCUAGUUCUUGGCCUCAGCCCUAUUCUUCCCGUUGAUACACAGAACCUGCCACGACCCUGAUCCCUCACCCAUCCCAGCCACACCCGUGUCCCCUUCUGCCUGCCCAGGACCUUAUCAAAUUCAGAAGCUUCUGACCUUUGGGACAA